AUGACACCCGAGGUUCAGGGGAUGGUAGAUGCUACUGGAUUGAGGCACUUGCCUGAGAUCAUGUUUGAUCAUUUGGAUCAGCCAUUGAUCUGUGCGUUUGUCGAGAGGUGGCAGCUCGAUACGAACUCUUUCCACCUCCCUUUUGGAGAGAUUAGUAUCUUGCUACACGAUGUCAGUUCUAUCCUCCAUAUCCCAUCAGAUGGAUGGAUUACAGGUGACUUUGGUUCAUGGGAUGACGUGAAUAGUUCAUGUGCAGAGCUAUUUGGGAUGGAGAGAAGCGCCUUUUUGAAGGCGCAUUGGUCCGGUGGUGGUGUAUUCAUUGAUUCUUUGAUAGAGAGAUGUUCUGCUCCGGAUCGGAGUCCGACCCACCAGUUUCGAGGAUAUAUGCUGACCCUCCUUGGUGCCACUCUAUUCGUUGAUAAGAGUGGUAACCGAGCAUGGAUUUACGAGUAUUUUCCCAUGUUUCGGCCUAACCGCACUAGGAGGAUGAGACCUAUAGGAUCUGCUUCGGCACUGAGUUGGGAGGUUCGGCAUGAGAACAGGGGGAUUGACCGGCUACUGAGUAUUCGACAAGCAUUGGAUCAGACGAACGACAUGCAGCCUGAUUGGUUACCUUAUGGUAUAUGUCCGGUAUCUGCUUAUCCUCGUAGCACGUACUACGGGUGGCUGCGAUACUUGGAUAUCGUUGAGCCGUAUAUGCCAGAUCGUACUUUACGCCAGCUUGGAUUCAUUCAGGAGGUUCGUUAA
Messenger RNA from Beta vulgaris subsp. vulgaris (sugar beet), 747 nucleotides. Its product is annotated as protein MAINTENANCE OF MERISTEMS-like. The record is from RefSeq and is a predicted model, not a curated record. The transcript is spliced from 2 exons. The coding region runs from base 1 to 747 and encodes 248 amino acids. NCBI's taxonomy places the organism in Eukaryota, Viridiplantae, Streptophyta, Magnoliopsida, Caryophyllales, Amaranthaceae.